AGGACUGUAUAAAAGUUCUCCAGAAGAGAUUCCCUGAGAGUAAACGGGUUGGUAGGCUGGAGGCAAUGUUGCUUGAAGCAAAAGGAUCAUGGGAUGAAGCGGAAAAGGCCUACACAAGCUUUUUAGAGGAUAAUCCUCUUGAUCAAAUCAUCCACAAGAGGAGGGUAGCUAUGGCAAAGUCACAGGGCAACAUUUCGGUGGCUAUUGAAUGGCUUAAUAAAUAUCUAGAAACAUUCAUGGCAGAUCAUGAUGCAUGGAGAGAACUUGCAGAAUUAUACAUCUCCCUGCAAAUGUACAAACAAGCUUCAUUUUGCUAUGAAGAAUUAAUUAUAUCUCAACCUACUGUUCCACUCUUCCACUUGGCCUACGCUGAUGUACUCUAUACGCUUGGUGGGUUAGAAAACCUCCAGACUGCUAAGAAAUACUAUGCAUCCGCUAUAGACUUGACGGGAGGCAAGAAUACCCGGGCACUCUUUGGUAUUUGCUUGUGUACUUCUGCUAUUGUGCAGCUUACGCGAGGGAAGAGCAAGGAAGACAAGGAUAAAUCACAAGUACAAUCUCUAGCGGCCAAAGUGUUGGAGAAGGAUUAUAAGCAGAGGGCUCCUGACAAGCUUCCUCAGGUUACAACAGUCUUGAAGGGUCUAACGUUGUCUUCCUGAUGCAAGCCUUUCUCUUGAAACCUCUUGUUCUUUAGCCCACUUUUUGACGUUGACAGUGAUUAUUAGCAGCCUCAUCAACUCAUAUUUCGGAAGUACCGGUCAAUUUGGCUUGUCCGUUUUAAAAUUAAAAAACUUGUCGGCCAUACUUAAAGUGUGGACCUUCAUUGAAAGACGCAAGAUCCGAUUUUAUUUAGUUCUAUGCCUUCUAAUGUCCUGCGUCCAUGUUCUGUUUUUUAUGAUAAUGUUUGACAGAGAAUACUGACCCUUAUUAUGUGCGAGUACUGUAUGAAAGGGUCCUACUGAUAUGAAUCAUCUCGGUUAAUGAUCGGUUCAAGGCCUCUCUGGUCCUUUGUGGCGGAUUAUUAUCUGAA
Molecule: messenger RNA, 1030 nt
Organism: Neltuma alba
Lineage: Eukaryota; Viridiplantae; Streptophyta; Magnoliopsida; Fabales; Fabaceae
Product: ER membrane protein complex subunit 2-like
Exons: 7
Coding region: 66-659 (197 amino acids)
Molecular function (GO): protein binding
Source: RefSeq, a predicted model, not a curated record